UAUAACCACCUCCGAGAACUGCGUCUGUACCUUGAAGAAUAUACCGCUGCUGAAAGCCAUUUUGAGAUGGCUCUGGAAAUCGCCUAAGACAUUGCAAUGCGUGAAACUGACUUAAAGAGCGUAGAUGGCCUUGUUCAAUCCAGUUUACGGCAAGGAAACAACACAAAAGCGCUUCGGUAUUUUUUUCAACGUUUUGAAAUAUACGAACACCUAAGACUUUCCCUCAGAAAUGAAGAUCAUUUAAAAACAUCUUUCUUGGACAUUAAGGGUGGUCAUACAUACACGUGCUGUAGUGCUCUUCUUUGUCAGAACAACAAUCCUCUAGAUGCUCUUUAUGUUGCAGAGCUGGGACGAGCAAGAGGCCUGCCAGACCUGCAGGCUGCUAGAUAUUCUCUUCAGGCAAACAUUUCAGCCAAUCCGAAAACAUGGAUUGGGAUUGAAAAUAUUGUUAGAAGAGAAACUGACUGCGUAUUUUUGUACAUUUCAUUUGUUAAUGAUUACCUUUGUAUGUGGGUCAUUAACACAAGGGGAGAAAUUCAAUUCAAAGACAUGACAAUGGGUGAGGAGAUUCUUGGCACGCGAUUAGUCGGAUAUUUGAGUGACUUUUUUGCUAAAAGUUUCCGAUGCCUCAGCAUGCAAUCCGAAUGGGAAUGCGAAGAUCGAUCUUUACCUCUCGUCAUUAAGCCACAACUCAGUUCAGAUGAGCUAGGAAGCCCCAGAGAUCCGCGACUUCUCGAGGAAGAUGAUGAAGAAGAAGUUAUUUCAGAUUUCCAAUCAAGUCUUUCUUUUAGUUCCAAACUGUUCAUCAUCCCCGUUGCUGACUUCCUUGAGGAACCUGAAGUCAUCAUUGUUCCUCCUAGCAGCUUGUACAAAGUUCCAUUUGCUGCCCUGACAGAUAACAAAGGGAAAUUCUUAUCGGAGACUCGUCGCAUCCGUAUAGUUCCCUCAUUGACGACGCUCAAGCUAAUUCAAGAUAGUCCCGCGGAUUAUCACAGUCGGACUGACGCACUGAUCGUGGGUGAUCCCACAGUUGACUGGGUCAUGUACAAGGGAGGUAUUCAGCACAUCAGCUCAUUGCCAUGCGCAAGAAAGGAAGCAAAGAUGGUUGGACGACUGGUCGGCGUAAAGCCUUUAUUAGGAGAGCAAGCGACGAAGCAGGCUGUACUCGAAAAGAUAACAUCAGUGAGCCUGGUACAUUUUGCUGCACAUGGCGAUGCCGAAAGAGGAGAAGUCGCUCUUUCUCCUAUCCGUACUCCUGACAAUCCCAAUAUCACCCCACAAGAAGAAGACUAUCUGUUGACGAUGGACGAGAUAUCACAAGUUAAAGUCAGAGCUAAACUGGUUGUACUCAGCUGUUGUCACAGUGGAAAUGGACAGAUCAAAGCUGAAGGAGUCAUUGGAAUCGCUCGAGCGUUCCUAGGAUCCGGUGCUCGGUCGGUAUUGGUUGCGUUAUGGGCCAUAUCAGACACAGCAACAGAACAGCUCAUGAGUCGUUUCUACGAACAUCUUGUCAGUGGAGAAAGCGCCAGUGAAUCUCUUCACCGGGCCAUGAAGUGGAUGAGAAACAACGGCUAUACCAGAGUUUCGGAGUGGGCUCCAUUCAUGUUGAUUGGAGAUGACGUCACGUUUGACUUUGGUAAUAAGGGUAAGUUUAAAGUUGAUAGUUUUCAUUUAUAUCUCAGAUUCAAACUUUUCUGGCACGGUGAAGGGAGUCUUUGAUUAGGAGAGUCAAAUAUUGCGGAAAAUAGGUCAAGAAAGGAAAAAUCAAGGUUUCUGAGAGCUGCUUUCAAUUGAAUGAUGGAAGUAAUCUGAGAUUGCAAAAGGUUUUCAUCACUGAGCUCCAUAAUUUGUCUGGGAAACUCGUGUUAUCCUUUCAACUAAUUACUUACAAAACUAUAAAACCAAACGCGUGAUCGUUUAUAUUCAUUGAAUUUUGUGUCCCCUACUGAUUAGAACAGGUUUUUAACAUAAGCUAGGAGGUUUCUUUAGACACCUUAAUAAAGUUUCAUCAUCAUCAUCGUCGUUGCUUGCUUGUAACUGUGAUGUUGACACAGGUCAGUUCUGAUGAGCUGUGGCGAUUUCUCUGGCUUUUGUUUCACGAUACUCCAUCGAAAAGCGCUAUUAUGACUGUACAACGAAUGAAGGUGUUUCCAUUCGGUAAAUUUAAUUGUUUUCGUAAAUCCCCGGCGAUGAAUUUCAAAGACUAAUAGCAGAGUAAGUAGAACCUUUAAUCGGACGUUUGGUAAGUAUUGAAACAGAGACAGGGCAGGCAUUUUUCAUGCUUGCCCUGAUUCAGUAAGGUCAGUAAGUUAAAGUGUAAGUGCCCCUAUAGCACGAGUUCUGUUUCGUUGUUUGAUUUACUUAAUAAUCCUUUAAGUCACACUAGGUGACUGGUCACGCACUCCUAAGAGUAAUUCAAUAUAGACGAAAAAAGGCUUUUGAUCAGUUUGGUAAGCACGUGCUCGGAGGAAAGACCGGAAAUCAGUAAAGGAAAGAAAGGAAAGGUUUAAUCGAUUUCUACUCUCACCAGAUCCGGCAAUAAUGUAAGUUUGAUGUAUCUGAUGUAUUUCUUAAUUUAUCUGCGUGUCCCUAAUUUCUCGUAUCAAUUUUUAGUUUGACUGUACAAUACAAUAAUAAAGAAGGAGACGUUCCUUAAGAAGUUUGGUGCGGUGCGUUGUAUUUACCAGUGCUUUUUGUGCGGUCCAACUAGCGGUGGACAAGCGCCGCUAUAUAAAGUUUUCCAUAAUGUUACCCAUCCACUACAUGCUUUGAGUUUCCUUUACUUCUUCAAGUUGAGUUCUUAUUUACACUUGAGACAUUAUUGUUGGUAUCUAGUUAAUUGCCUGACUGGAUAGUCAGUGCUUUUAAUUCUGAAAAAGAUCUCUUAAGAAUUAUUUACUGAUGGAGUUUCUUUCUUUUUGUAGCCCUAUCCUAGGAAAGUCAACUACAUGGAACAGCAAAAACAACCAAAACGGAUGUGUUUGCUUAGCGAUGAUUUUGAACGAGGGAAAAGGACUUAUUACUUAAUUUUUAUACGAUACUGUGAAGAUUUGUAUAUGUGUUAAUCAACUGUGAUAGUUUGUAAGCGAAAUUUUUACUGAAUUCUCAAAUUUAUUCCAGAAACACAAACGAGGCAGUAUAAUUUACAGAACAUAAAAGAUUUUCUUUGUGUAAGACUUGUUAAAGUUACCUCAAUGCCGGAACCAACACGACUAGGCGGAAAAUUGCUGUUAAACUCCACACUGGAUUGCUGCUUUGAGAUGGUAACCAUAUUGUAUAUUCACGGACGUGGUAUACGUUUAUUUCACAGUUCUCUUGGUAAAUUAUUGAGUUCACACGUCCGUUAACAACAACCAAAUUUUGCAACUAAUAAAAA
Messenger RNA from Stylophora pistillata, 3376 nucleotides. RefSeq names its product tetratricopeptide repeat protein 28. NCBI's taxonomy places the organism in Eukaryota, Metazoa, Cnidaria, Anthozoa, Scleractinia, Pocilloporidae. The record is from RefSeq and is a predicted model, not a curated record.